Molecule: messenger RNA, 288 nt
Organism: Necator americanus (New World hookworm)
Lineage: Eukaryota; Metazoa; Nematoda; Chromadorea; Rhabditida; Ancylostomatidae
Exons: 1
Coding region: 1-288 (95 amino acids)
Source: RefSeq, a predicted model, not a curated record
AUGGAAAGGGGUUGCCGGUGGUUUGCUCUUGGAGAAAUCGUCGCCAGCUACAGUUGCGUCAAAACGACAUCAAACACGGACAGUUCUGUACGCGGCUACGCUCGAAACGGUGAGGUGGAGACAGCGGCUGGAAUCGAGGUGGGAUCAUGGCGAACUGCAGAGAUGGGUGGCGGUAGGGAGGAUCCCUGCACGAUCCCAACCGCUACGCUCCACCGCGAAGCUUCGAGCGCAGCCGCUUUCGCAACUGUUCGUGCCUCAUGUCGUUUUGACGCAACUAUGCAUGCUUGA